Trifolium pratense (red clover) is the source of this 1395-nucleotide messenger RNA. RefSeq names its product protein GRAVITROPIC IN THE LIGHT 1-like. The transcript has a single exon. The coding region runs from base 1 to 1395 and encodes 464 amino acids. The record is from RefSeq and is a predicted model, not a curated record. NCBI's taxonomy places the organism in Eukaryota, Viridiplantae, Streptophyta, Magnoliopsida, Fabales, Fabaceae. Gene Ontology annotation, biological process: negative gravitropism; response to red or far red light.
AUGGAAACUGAGAAACCAAAAUCAGCAAUGAACAACAGAAGCAAGAAAUUUGCCAAGACAUUUCAGAAGGUUAUUAGUCUCAAAAGUGCUACAAAAAUUGCUUCAAACAAUGGAAUUUGCAUGCUCAACUCAAAUCUCAAAGUGAAAGAAGAUUCUUUCACAGAUCAUCAUAUCAAAACCAAUGGCAACAACAACAAGAACAAGGCGCGAAACAAAGCGGUUAUGGAAGCUCUAAUUGCGAGGCUUUUCGCCGGUGUAACAACCAUAAAAGCAUCAUAUGCAGAGCUUCAAAUGGCUCAACAUCCUUACAACAAUGAUUCAAUUCAAGUAGCUGAUCAAGCAGUGGUGGAUGAACUAAGAGCCAUAUCAGAAUUGAAAAGAAGGUUCUUGAAAAAAGAACUUAAUCUUUCACCUCAAGUUACCAUAAUGCUUGCAGAGAUUCAAGAACAACAAAGCAUAAUGAAAACAUAUGAAAUCACAAUCAAGAAGCUUCAAGGAGAGGUUGAUGCAAAAGAAUCACACAUCUCAUCACUCAGAAAAAAACUUGAUGAAUGCAUUUCAUUCAACAAAUCACUUGAAAAAAAGCUUAACUCAAAUGCUUCUUUAUCACUCUUUGUUAACCUUGAAAUUUCAAUGUUGAAUCAUACUCAUUUUGUUUAUUUUCUUCAUCAUACUUUGAAAUCAAUAAGAACUUUUGUGAAGCUUAUGAUUGAAGAAAUGGAAUCAGCAAAUUGGGAUGUUGAAGCAGCUGUUAAAUUCAUUCAUCCAAAUGCAGUUUUCAAUAAACCAAGUCAUCGUUGUUUCGGUUUCGAAUCAUUUGUUUGCAUAACAAUGUUUGAAAGCUUUAACUAUCCAAAUUUCAUUUUUUCAAAUGACCCUCUUCAUAAUUAUCAUCAAAAUCACUACUUUGACAAAUUCAAGAGACUAAGAUCUUUGAAUCCAAAACAAUACUUAGAAAACAAUCCAAAUUCAUCUUUUGCAAAGUUUCUAAAAUCCAAAUAUCUUCAACUUGUUCAUGCUAAAAUGGAGUGUUCUUUGUUUGGAAAUCUGAACCAAAGGAAGCUAGUGAAUUCUGGAGGGUAUCCAGAUUCUGCUUUUUUCUUAGCUUUUGCUGAGAUGGCAAAGCGUGUUUGGACAUUGCAUUACUUAGCAUUGUCAUUUCAAGAAAAUGUUAGCAUUUUUCAGGUUAAGAAGAAUACAAGAUUCUCUGAAGUUUACAUGGAAAGUGUAACAGAAGAAUCAGUUUCAACUACUUCAGUGGAUUCUACUACAGAUUCUAAUUCCGGCGAGUUUCGCGUGGUUUUCACGGUGGUGCCAGGUUUUAAAAUUGGUAAGACAGUGAUUCAGAGUCAGGUUUACUUGUCUUUGGUGGAUUCUUCUCCUUCAAGUUCAUGA